Candida dubliniensis CD36 is the source of this 741-nucleotide messenger RNA. RefSeq lists its product as uncharacterized. Gene Ontology annotation, biological process: peptidyl-lysine monomethylation; peptidyl-lysine dimethylation. The record is from RefSeq and is a predicted model, not a curated record. The coding region runs from base 1 to 741 and encodes 246 amino acids. Lineage: Eukaryota; Fungi; Ascomycota; Pichiomycetes; Serinales; Debaryomycetaceae. The transcript is spliced from 2 exons. Gene Ontology annotation, molecular function: protein-lysine N-methyltransferase activity. Gene Ontology annotation, cellular component: cytoplasm.
AUGACUGAAGAAAUAAGAUUAAACUCAUCUAAAUUAGGAAGUCAAGAAUAUUGGAAUAAUUUCUACAAAAAAGAACAAGAGAAUUUCAAUGAAAAUGAUGAAGACACAGGAGAAUGCUGGUUUGACGACUCCGACGCUGAAUCCAAAAUGAUUCAAUUUAUAAUCGAUAAGCUAAAUGAUGAAGAGUUGCCUGAAGAAAUAAGUUCUCAAUCAGUUAUCAGAUUUUUAGAUUUGGGUACAGGGAAUGGCCAUUUACUAUUUCAACUUCUGGAAGACAUAAAUGAAGAAAAUGAAGGCGAUAAAACCUUUGAAUAUAUAGGGAUUGAUUAUUCACCGGAUUCCGUAGAAUUUGCUAAAGGAGUUGCUAAAAGAAAGCAUUCUGAGUUAAAAGUCAAUUUUGAUCAAGUUGACUUGUUGCAAGUGAAUUGUUCAUUUUUGCAAAACAAAUUUGACAUAUUGCUAGAUAAAGGUACUCUAGAUGCCAUUGCCCUUAAUCAAGACCCGUUGGCUGACUUCAAUGGAAAGAUAGGGAUGGAUGUCUACGCUUCUCAAGUUGAAAAGAUGAUGGUAAAAGGAUCUAUUCUAUUGAUAACGUCAUGUAAUUUUACAAAAGACGAACUUAUUAAAAUUAUUACAAAAGAUACAAAAUUGGAAGUCUGGGAUGAGAUAAAUUAUCCAAGUUUCCAAUUUGGUGGUGUCAAGGGCUCUACAGUUGUGAGCAUUGCAUUUGUUAGAAACUAA